GGCCGAAUACCGAAUAGUAACCGAAUAUUCGUUACAUCACUAAUUUUUAUUGUUUGGGCUACAAACAGUUCAAAUCCGCUACUUUUGAAGCACAACCACGCUACUUUUUAACCAUCAGAUCUGGCAACGUUGGUCGGCGGGACGCUAAAGCCUCGAAGCAGGCGUCCAACUUCCCACAUUAAUAAGAAGAACAAGGCGAUUUAAGUAGAGGAAGCGGAGAGGUGGUGUGUCGGAGAGAGAGAGAGAGAGCCAUUAUUGUGCUAAAUUCUCCAUAUAAACACUUUUAAGAAGAAGAUAACGGGAAAAAAUGGCAAACAGAACGGUGAAAGAUGCUUACUCCAUAAGAGGAACGAAUCCUCAGUAUCUUAUAGAGAAGAUCAUUAGAACUAGGAUCUAUGAUUCCAGGUAUUGGAAGGAAGAAUGCUUUGCUCUUACAGCCGAACUGCUGGUGGAUAAAGCGGUGGAAUUAAAAUUCUGUAGUGGUGGUUUUGGAAGCAAUGUUAAGCCAACUCCUUUUUUAUGUUUAAUUCUAAAAAUGUUACAAAUUCAACCUGAAAAGGAUAUUAUCAUAGAAUUUAUCCGUCAAGAAGAUUUCGAAUAUGCUCGAGCGUUAGGUGCAAUCUGUAUGAGAUUAGUUGGAACUGCUGUUGAUUGCUACAAAUAUUUGGAACCAUUGUAUAAUGAUCACAGAAAACUUUUGAGAAAAAACAGAUCUGGAGCAUUGGAAAUAGUUCGUAUGGAUGAAUUUAUUCAUGAACUAUUACAUGAAGAAAGAGUUUGUGAUAUUUUUCUACCAAGAAUACAGAAAAGACAAGUUUUGGAAAAGUGUAAUUAUUUAGAACCAAGAAUUAUUGCUCUGGAUGAUGUUGAAUCAGAUGACGAUAAGGACCUGAGAAGAAGCUUAACACCAGAUAGACGUCUUCCACUUCAUUUAAAAAGAGACGAUGAUAACAAUAAGAGAAAUCUUUCUCCACUUCGUCACAGACGUAGUCGAAGUAGGUCUCCUCACAAACGAGGGCAUUCUUCAAGAAGAUCGAGAUCUAGAGAAAGACACCAGUGUCAGAGUCGUUCCCGAGAAAGGGACAGAGAGAGGGGAAAUGAUCGUGAGAAAACUCGUGAUAAAAACAGAAGAAGA
Centruroides sculpturatus (bark scorpion) is the source of this 1135-nucleotide messenger RNA. RefSeq names its product pre-mRNA-splicing factor 38A-like. The record is from RefSeq and is a predicted model, not a curated record. The transcript is spliced from 6 exons. Lineage: Eukaryota; Metazoa; Arthropoda; Arachnida; Scorpiones; Buthidae. The annotation marks the transcript as partial. Gene Ontology annotation, cellular component: precatalytic spliceosome.